Saccostrea echinata is the source of this 2093-nucleotide messenger RNA. Its product is annotated as protein TBATA-like. The record is from RefSeq and is a predicted model, not a curated record. The coding region runs from base 296 to 1663 and encodes 455 amino acids. Lineage: Eukaryota; Metazoa; Mollusca; Bivalvia; Ostreida; Ostreidae. The transcript is spliced from 9 exons.
CCUUAGAGAAAUUUAAAACAUGGCGUAAAACCCGCCGGGUGUUAAUACCUAGAGCUUGUUAACGAAUAUAUUAUAGAUUGCAUUAAGAGGUAUAAUCUAUUUUUUCCCCGGUGUAUUGUUCCAGUUAGUGUAUUAAUCAGUCCUAUUGACUAAGCCGAUCGUUCGUCUGCGUAGCGUCCUUGGUUACCAGUUCUGGGCUUUAACGCGGCAUUUCGGACUACCGUGGAGUGAAUUGGGGGUUAUUCUGGUCUACAACAUUUCACCAGGAUAAUUGUUCUUCUGGUCCGUUCUAAGCAUGAGUCAAUCAGAAGUGUUCCGACCGACCAAUAGUGAUCUGUUUGCUCGUCCUGGACCUGUUGACGAAGGAUACAUGGCCUCUCUAGAUACCUUCCGAAAAAGGCCCUCCACACAAGGAUCUACAGGAGGGUAUAGAUUUGGACAGCUUAGCCAGAACUCAUUUUUCACGCGACACAACCCACACCCCCAUCGCGUGCGUCAUAUCAAAGGUCUCUUAGAUGUUCCAAUCUGUGCUGUCAAUGAUGAUGGAUAUUUCGCCAGCCCAAAAUACUCUCUCCAGUUCCCACCAAACGCCUUCAACAACAAACAGAUGAGCAACUGGAAAGGGCAAGUUCCAGUAAACGCCAUUAAUGUCAAUUCCCGGCUACACCCCAUCAACACCGUCACUGGUCUACAGUACUUCACUGGCCUCAACAGUUAUCCAUUCCGAGAGAAGGCGGUCCCUAGAGUAGGAAUGGUUCCCGUAACAGAGCAAUGGCGGGAUGAACUCCAUCAGUUAACUAAAGCCAUCGGACUUACCCCCGAAGAACUGGCACCCAAGAAACCUCAACCCCCUGGUCUUCUGGACAGACCAAAAACACAGUAUUCAGAGACAACAGGAAGAAUCAUCCCUCCUCCAUCACGUGCCAUGUCACGUGGUAAGACUGGAUCUAGAAAUGGCAGAGACAAAUACUACGGAAAUCUGCAACAUAUAGCCCCCGAACCAGAUGUAGAAGCAAUGGUAUUGCAGAUGUUGUGUCAGAUUUUACAAACAGAGGACAUUAAUGCUGUCCAAGCCUGGCUCGUUUCAGCUGGUGAAAGAGAGAAGGGAGUAGUGAUGGAUCUGAUAAGGUCAGCCAUGGGAUCCCAGAGCGAAUAUUAUCAGAGAGAGGUUCCUGUCGAGUACGUAGAUGACUCCAACAGAACGAAGCUUCCUCCCAUCAAUGAGACAGGCCAGAUAGUUGGAGGAGGGGAGAAAUCAGACAGACUUACUCUCAAAGACCCCGUCGCUUCUCUUGAUCCAGAGAACGCGGACAUGAGAAUGUUCAGUACAAUACAAGGGCUAGUGUUGAAUGAACCAGGCGUUCCCGGGGAACCAAAUGCGGAGGAAAUGAAAAAGACAGAACAGAAGAUUCCCUCUCCACCACCUAAACAAGCUGAUGACGGAUACCAAGUCAAGCCGCCCGUCACCGACGCAUUUAGAAAACAGCCAAGUCGACCCUCUACCCAAGCUGGUAGAACCGGAAAUGGCGUAAAACCAUCUAACGCAGGCGCAGAGGGUCAAAAGAAAACGGAAAACACUCUUAGGUUUACAAAAUCUGCUGAAGGAAAACGUGAACCAUUAACACAAGUGAACACUCAACAAGAUAACAUGAAUACAUUUUGAAAGUAGAUAGAAUCUAACUUGGCUAAAGAACUAUAACUAUAGUUUCUCUUUAACAUGAUAUGGUUCAGAAAGGCAUUUCAAGAUUUAUUAGAUUAUGGAUUAUGAGAUGCAAAAACAUCUUGAUAUUUUUCUAACAUGCUAUUCUUUCCGGUAUGCCUUUCUUGUGUUGCAUACUUUGUUACGUUUUUCCAAUUUUAAAUUGAAGUUGUUAAUGUGUUUCAAACUUAUGUUAAAUGCUGGAGGAGUUUGCAAUGAAAAAUGAACAGUAUUACUCUUUUGUUGUGUUGAUUUUUCUUGAGUAGACAGGUAACUAUAUUGUAAGUUUUAUCUUUACAUCAUCAAGAAAUCGUUGUAACUCUUGUACAUAACAAAUUACUGAAUAUGUCUGUCGAGUAGCUUGCAAGUUAUUUUAGUAAACCGCCUUAAUUUC